Messenger RNA from Penicillium egyptiacum, 681 nucleotides. Lineage: Eukaryota; Fungi; Ascomycota; Eurotiomycetes; Eurotiales; Aspergillaceae. The record is from the annotation of a GenBank genome assembly.
AUGUUUUUGAUUUGGGGUCUUUUAGUCACAAUCGCUUUGGCGAACGCGAAUGAAUUAGUGGGAACAUGGACUACCAAAUCUCGUGAUGUUCUUACUGGUCCAGGAUUCUACGAUCCGCUCAACGACAAACUACUCGAGCCCAAUCUAACGGGCAUUUCAUACUCAUUUGAUGACGACGGAAAUUAUGAAUCCGCAUACUAUCGCGCAAUCUCAAAUCCGGCCGACCCAUCAUGUCCGGGAGGGAUCAUGCAGUGGCAGCAUGGCGCUUAUACUGUGUUCGGCAACGGAACGCUGGCGCUGACUCCAAUUGCUGUCGAUGGUCGUCAAUUACUGUCCGAGCCCUGCCGGCAACAGUCAGGUCAGUACACACGAUUUAACACUACCGAGGAGUUCAAGGAAUUCUCCGUGUAUAUAGACAAGUUCAAUCGCAUUAAACGCCUCGAUCUGACCAGGCUUGAUGGCUCGCUCGUCCAUCCCAUGUUCCUCGCCUACCAGCCACCAAAGAUGCUCCCCACCACAACCUUGAAUCCCACGCCAACAGGGCAUAAGCAAAAGCGAGAACUGUCGCAAAAGUCAGGAUUGCACCUGAUCGCUAGAGAACACCUGAUCAAUCCAGACCGAUGGUGGUGGUUGGGUGUUCUGAUGACAUCCCUUGGAGGAGUAGCUUUCUUCUGCUCAUGA